Papaver somniferum (opium poppy) is the source of this 1584-nucleotide messenger RNA. RefSeq lists its product as uncharacterized. Gene Ontology annotation, cellular component: chloroplast. The record is from RefSeq and is a predicted model, not a curated record. The transcript is spliced from 12 exons. The coding region runs from base 68 to 1339 and encodes 423 amino acids. Lineage: Eukaryota; Viridiplantae; Streptophyta; Magnoliopsida; Ranunculales; Papaveraceae.
UUCCGAGUCUCCCCCGACUCCUUAUCUCUCGAGCAGAGAGUAAUCCUUUCUCUCUCUCUAGUUCUCAAUGUCGAAAGGUCCAGACCGUCUUGUGAAAGCAGUGCAGCAAUUCUGUGAUGCUAACUACAAAAACUUCACUGGUCGUUAUGGGCAACAAAUGAUUGACAUAUUUGAAUUCCCAUUACGAGUUGUUCUUUCACCUUUCACACUUGCUUAUGACAUUUCUGGUUCUGCUCAUCGUGGUUUUGGUAUUCCUAAACUCAUCUCCGAUCUUUCCUUCUCUGCUAUCUUCGUUGUUGCUACCCUAGGUACUUAUGACGUUGCUUUGGAGCUCGGAAAGAAGGUUAUAUGUCAAAGGGAUUGUCGCACUUGCAAUGGAUGGCAGGCAUUGCGAUGUACCAUGUGCAAAGGUACAGGGAAGGUGCACUAUCAAGUGAAGAACUAUACAUUGAGAAGUGGCGAGAAGGCAACAGCCGAGUGUAUUUCAGAUGCUAUAGCUGAUAACCGAGCAGAGUUGGUGCACUUUCCUUCUUCUAUUGAUCUGCAUUUGCCUUUACCCUGUAAGGAUUGCCCAACAUGCACUGGAUCGGGUGUCAUGAGCUGCCCUGAAUGUAAGCACAAGUUGCAAGUCAAGAUCUCUGCAGAUAACAUAAUGGAGCCACCGUGGAAAGCAUAUAAUGUCAUGAGAAAGAUGGAUUACCCCUAUGAGAACAUUCUUCACAGCAUGAAAGACCCUAGUGUUGCUGCGUUUUGGUUGAUUACGAUGCCUCAGAUAAUGGGAGGUUUCGAAUAUGAUGACGAGGUCAAGCAGAAAAUUUGGUGGCAAUAUAAGGAAUCUAUGCGUUAUGAUCAGCUCCGGGAUGUGGUAGCUAAGCGAGAACCUGGCUGGGAGCAUUUACAAGAAGGACUUAUAUCCGUAGAUCCAGACCGUGCAAAGGAUGAUCCAAUUAUCGUGAGGAACAUUCCUUAUUACAAAGCUAAGAAGGCACUGGAAUCAGAAGUCAUGAAACUUCAAGCUCCCCCACGACCACAAAAUUGGGGUGAGUUGAACCUUCCAUUGAAUACCUCUUCAUGGAGCGAGGAGGAGCUCAAAGAUCCAAAGAAAAUGUAUGAGAUGUCAGUCCUUCUCAACGCUCAAAGAGAAAUGGCAGACAAGAUGUUGGAUAAUCAGUGGGAAACAAAUUGGCGUCAAAACAAGUUGAAUGAGCUAUUGGAAGAGAAGGUUCGCCCAUAUCUUUCAAGCUUUGACAAUGGCGUCCUUCCUGGUCCUAUUGUUUUACAAUCCCAACCACAAGACCAAAAGAAAAGGACCAAGCAACGGCGAUGGUGGUUCUUUUGAUAAAAAGUAAAUCUUAGUUGCAGGUGCAUUUAGUAUGUAUGAAAAUUUUGUAUGUUGGUGUCAUAUGUUCUUUCUCCUAGUUCGUUACUGUGAGUAAUUUAGCUUAAUGCUCAGUAAAUGGUUUCGUGCUCUUUCUCCCCUAUACAGAGUAUCCAUGUAAGAGCCUGUACUUUCCUCACCGUGGUCUAUGCUGACGGGAGUUUUUUUGAAUGUAAACUUUGUUAUUUACAGUUUUACACGUCUAA